AUGUCAGAAAUUGACGAUAAUUCUGUUGCAACUGAUGAUUACAACCAUGGAGAAACAACAUCAACGAAGUCUGUUAAUUAUCAUCAUGGGCAAAGAUAUACUCUGAAACUUAGUGAGAAACAAACCAAAGUUCUAAAGGCGAUUUGUGGUACUUUGAUAGGAUGUCUUGAUGAUUCUGAAAUAGAUUCAUUAUGUUUUAACACUGAAAACUCGACACCACCCUCCACCUCUGCCACCACUAAAAGAUAUUCUAUUAAUACUAGUGCUAUGAUGAUGUUAAAAAAUUCAGAAAAAAUACGUGAAUUUGCUAAAUUUGAUUUAUCAAAUUCAGAUGAAUUUAUUGAACGUGUUCUAGAUCGUUUAUCAAAAUGUUUAACAGUUGAAAAAUUAGCGCACAUCAGUGGAGUGUUGAAAAAACUUGGAUCUAAAGGUUUUAUAAAUGCUCAGAUUGCCAAUUAUAACAAACCAUUUUAUGGACUCACAAAGAAACAGCAAGAACAAGUUAUUUUGAAAUGGAGUACACACUCGACAGCUUCUACCAGAGAACUUUUCAGGACAUUUACAUUUUUCAUUUGUUCUACAUUUUGGUUAGAUCCAUAUGGAUUCAAUUCUCUAAUCGGUUAUCCUGGUCCAGAUCCUGAAGCAAACUCUUCACGGUUUACUUCACGUCAAUUUUCCACUUUCGAAUUUCUUAAAAUCAAUAACAACGAUGGUAUUGUUAUCAACACUUGUGGCGAGAGUAGCACCAAUACACAAAAUAAACCAAAAAAAGAUCAAAUUGACCAAGGAAUUGAAGCUGAUGGAACGAAUGGAAAGAAAUUGGAAGAGGAAGAUUUGAAUUAUGAUGUUGUGGUGGUAUCAAAUUUUACAGAAAAUGUAGAUGGUAAUCAUUAUGGAUCAAAAAUAGUUGUAGGAUCUCAUCAUCCUGCAUCUAUGGCUGCCAAUUUUCCAUGGAAUUCUACAUUUAAACAUAAACAAUUUAUGUUGGAAUACACACACAUUUCACCGCUACUUGUUAUAACACGUGACAGAGAUGCGGGAAGAAUUGUGAUUGAUUCACGUGGACAACCAAAGCUUUAUUAUAAGGUCAGUCAGCAUGAUUCCAAAAGUGCCGUGGCUGGUAUUAUUGCCAGCCUUAAGAUACUUGUUGCAGCUGGAGCAAAAAGAGUUGGAACAUGCCAAGCCGGAUUAGAAGAAUUUGAAGUUAGUGAUGAUGUGAAUCCGUUGAAUGAUGUUAAAUUUCAAUGCUAUCUUGAUAAAGUUAAAAAAAUUGGUGCUCCAUCAAAUCAAAUUUUACUUGGAAGCAUGCAUCAAAUGGGAACUUGUUGUAUGGGAGAUGAUCCGAUCAAAUCAGUUGUGAAUCCGACUGGAGAAACAUGGGAAGUCGAAAAUCUUUUUGUGGCUGAUUCCAGUAUAUUUCCAACUGCUAUAGGGAGACGAAGUUCUAUAAGAUGGUCUAUGAAUGAUGUUCCUAAACGAAAGCUGAACAGAUUAUCAUUAGGAAAUCCACUUUCCAACAGUUUUAAUGGCUCAUUCAAUUUACUCAAUCAAGGAUUUUGGUCAACAACAUCUUCAGUAGACUGGUGUGAAAAUAAUUAUCAAUAUUCACAUUAUAUUGCAGAAUUUUGGAAUUCAGUAUCUAGUUUAGCAAUGAUAAUUUUUGGAGAAAUUGGAGCAAGAAUGAAUCCAUCAAAUGAAUUGUUUCAAUUUCAAUUAGCUUUUAGAUUAAUUUCCAUUGUUGGGGUUGGUAGUUUAUUAUUUCAUGGAACAUUAACAAGCCAAACACAAGCACUUGAUGAAGUUCCAAUGGUUUUGUCAGCGUUAAUGAUAAUGCAUCCAUUGAUUGAAACUAAUUUUGGUAAGCAAGGAAUUUGGUUGCCAAUUGUAUUGGUAUCAGACGCAAUAUUAUGUACACUUGCAGUUACAAUUGCAAAAGGAGAUCUACAAUUUAUAUUUUUUCAUUUUUCAUUUGGAUUAAUAGAAUUGAUAUCAUUCAUAUUAAUGUUACGUAUAUAUAGAUCAAAAAAACAAUCUCACCCAUUUAUAAAGUAUUUAUUUGAAAGAGGGGCCUUAGUUUAUUUCAUUGCUAUAAUCAUUUGGAUGAUAGAUUUAAAUUUAUGUGAAUAUGUCAAUGGAGGCACUAGAUCCAUAUUACCAUUUAAUCUACAACUACAUGCUAUUUGGCAUUUAUUAGCAAGUUUUGGCUUGUAUCUAUUAGUUUUAUUGACUUUAUAUAAUUGGCUUUGUGAAAAUGGUAAAAAAUGUGUCAUUAGUUAUAGAUUUGGUGGAAUUAUACCAUUAAUUGAAAUUAAUGAUGAUUAUAAAAAAUAA
Molecule: messenger RNA, 2331 nt
Organism: Entrophospora sp. SA101
Lineage: Eukaryota; Fungi; Glomeromycota; Glomeromycetes; Entrophosporales; Entrophosporaceae
Source: the annotation of a GenBank genome assembly